Molecule: messenger RNA, 1199 nt
Organism: Lates calcarifer (barramundi perch)
Lineage: Eukaryota; Metazoa; Chordata; Actinopteri; Centropomidae
Product: Rieske domain-containing protein
Exons: 4
Coding region: 280-819 (179 amino acids)
Molecular function (GO): 2 iron, 2 sulfur cluster binding
Source: RefSeq, a predicted model, not a curated record
CACAACAUUUGCACUUCUUCAAACCAAACCUGCCACUAUAGCAGACUUUCUUGAAACGCUGACGAAGUUUAGUUUCCAUUUUAUAAUUUGACUAAUGUCCAAAUUAAUGUAGCCGGUCUGAUAAAGCUCCAGCGUAUCAGCGUGUGUAAUUUUUAGCGAGAUAAAGCCUCAUGUCCCCCCCAGGACAUGUAACCAAAUUAGCAUCUUCAGCAACCUGUUGCCGGGGUGCCAUGUAACCAGGCUACAUUAAAAGGAAGCCUGCUGUAAGAAGUGAUCAACAUGUCCUUCGAGGAAGAGACUUCUCAGACUUCCUCUUCUUCCUCUUCCCCCCCUCCCUCCUCCUCCUCCUCACCUCCUUCUGCCUCACACUUCAUUGGAAGGAAGGAGGACAUUGUCAAGACAGGGCGCGUGACCAAGCUUGUGAAUGGAUGCAGAGAUGUGCUGGUCCUGUACCACCAGGGGCAGCUUCACGCAAUGGACAUGCGCUGCUACCAUUCAGGUGGUGCAUUACAGUAUGGAGACAUUGAGGAAUUUAAUGGUCGGGCGUGCAUCGUGUGUCCAUGGCACAAGUACAAGAUCACACUAGCAGAAGGGGAGGGGCUUUACCAAGCUGUGGACGAUCCUACAGCCAGACCCCUGAGAACUCACUGGCGCUCCAAGGGUGUCAAACAGAGGAUUCACAAGGUCACCGAGGUCAACGGGGAUGUAUAUGUAACGCUGAACAACUCCAGCGAGGCUAUCGAGUCAGACGUCUACCAGACUGAGAAAUACAGAGCUGUGUUACUUCCAGCCGAGCCAAAACCCAAGCCCAAGAAAUAGCAAGAUUCUCAAGGACUGACUGACUGCUCAACCAAAAAUAUACUUCAAGGACAAUUUAGGAAGCUUUGAAGCUUCAAGAAGAGUGUGUGCAGAAUGUGUGUUUCAAUGUGGUUUGUUGUGGCAAGAUCAGAAAACAUGGCAUUACUGCAGACAUUGAUCAAAUCAGUAAAUAUUUAAUGUAUAAAUGUCUGGCAUUUAUGACUACAUUCAAGAACAUCUUUUUCUACAGAAUACUGGGGAUUGUAAUGAUUUUAACAUAUAUGUAUUUUUGAUAGAAAUGAUUACUGAUUAUUUUUAUGUCACCACAAGUUGAUAAUCUGAUCAGAUUUUGUUGUACCUUUCUGCAAAUUUGCAUAUUAAAGUAUUUUAUUGAUACUUAA